GAAAGCCUGGAAAAGCGAAGGUUCUGUCGACAUCAAUCAAGUCUCGUCUCGUCUCCUCUGGUUACUUCUGUUGGCAGACUCAAAGGAAAUGUCAUGAAAUGAAAUGACCUCGUUUGUCGUCGUGCACUUCGUUAUGGCCUGCAUCUGUGUCAUGACCUCUCAUGGUCAUGGGCAGAGAGACGUGUGUUCAGAAGAAGCUGUUGGGUACCCGUACCCUCUCCUCUCCACUCCACUCCACUGGUGGUCUGCAAUUCGGUAUUCUCAAUCUCGAUCAGUCAAUCAUUCAUCCGACAAAGAAGAGAAACCAAACACGACAUCACUCCGACUGAAGUUUAUCCUUCACUGUCUUCUCACUCCACGCAUUCCCGAGGUUCGGAUCUUGUGACCACUACCAAGUUGCGCCAGGCACUGAGUGAGGCAGUGAUUGAGGCAGGCUAGCUGGACCAGGACGGGGCCCAGAGUCCGAGCUGGAUAUCUGCUCGAUCGAUUGAACCACACAGACCCGCAGCGCAUGUCAGACUGUCGCGGAGGACGAACAUCUUCGAGAGGUCAGAGCUCAACAAGGUCGAAGAACAGCGACCAUCGAUAGUCACGGGCAGUAGUUGGACAGGGGUCCGGGUCUGAGUCUGAGCUGAGUCUGGGUCUGCUUGCUUCGACAAACGUCCUCGGGAGGUGGAAGAGCUCGCCAAGUACAGAGACACAUACGGUGCGAUAUUCUUCUCAGCACGAAGAAGUGCGGUCUGAUGUGCGUGCCAAGAACUGAGGUUGGGAAUUCGGCGGUCGAUUUGGUUUCCGGGGCGAUGUACUCGAUGAUGUCGUGUACGGGGGAGCUGGUCCAGUGGUCUCGAGCUUCGUAGUUGUCGCUUCGUUGGCCCACUCUGAGGUUCGACUUUCGAAACGCAUGUGUACUUUUAUACGCAGAUCACGUGUCGAAGUUCGUAAGCGGACGGACUGCAGUACGAGAAUUCUGAGAAGAGAUCAAUCAGUGCUCAUGGUGUACGUCCUACUUGCUGCUGGGACAAGGGUUUUUUGCGACCGGCCCCAUGCCCUGCCUAGGCGAGCUGAGCAGAUCUGUAGAAUCUGGGAGGAGGAUCAGGAGGAGGACCCUUCAGGCCCCAGGGAGCUUCUGGAGCCUGAAGACUCUGAUCGGCUGUCUGAGUUGGCCUGAGGAGAAGUGACGGCUCGUCGAUAAACGCGAGCAGAAUUGAAGUACACCUGGAGCUUUACUGUUGACCGCUUGUCACAUCUAGGAGGCCUCGCCAGCCGUCAGGAAUGACGGCCAGUCUGUCUGAUCAGCGAUUCCGCUGAUCUCCUCGGGAGGAUUUUCAUGUCAUGUUAGAAUGCACUGGUCGGCCCUAACGGAGCAUUGUGCUCCAAUGUUCAGACACGAUACCAUUCGCAACAUUCUCAAAGGAUCCUCUUCAUCUGAACUAGAGAAAUGAAGAAGGCUGGUGCUGAUGGGCCGUGACUCUGAUGCAAUGUUGUAUUUCGCACUCUGUUAGAGCCUUGUACGAGUAUUGGCCGUGACUUGAAAUAAUCUGCGCUGGGAAUUUGCCCUUUCAGAAGCUGAGUCUGGUUAAGUUGAGUCUCUUCUGGACGCUAGGGGGGAACUCGUUCCCUGCCCUCGG
Marchantia polymorpha subsp. ruderalis is the source of this 1628-nucleotide messenger RNA. The record is from the annotation of a GenBank genome assembly. NCBI's taxonomy places the organism in Eukaryota, Viridiplantae, Streptophyta, Marchantiopsida, Marchantiales, Marchantiaceae.